UCUCGCAUCACACGACACUCUCGCCGAGCAAGAGCAGAGCAAGCAAGGGCGUCGUCUCCAAUGGCGCGGCCGCAGCAACGGUAUCGCGGCGUGCGGCAGCGCCACUGGGGCUCCUGGGUCUCCGAGAUCCGCCACCCCCUCCUGAAGACUAGGAUCUGGCUGGGCACCUUCGAGACGGCCGAGGACGCGGCGCGCGCCUACGACGAGGCGGCGCGCAUCAUGUGCGGCCCGCGCGUGCGCACCAACUUCCCCCACGACGCCUCCGCCGGCGCCGGAGCUGACGGGCCGUCCUCGUCGUUCCUCUCCCCCGCACUCGUCGCAAAGCUUCACCGCUUCAACCUCGCGUCCGUGCAGGCCGCGCAGGCGCGCGGCAAGGUCGACGCCUCGACCACGGCCGCCUCGGCGCCUGUCGUGACGCCGCGCGCGACGAUGCCUGCCGGCAAUGCCGGCACGGGCAGCGCGUCGUCGCCGGCCGCGGAGUGGAGCGGGGGAUUUCUCGAGGAGCAGUACGUGGAUCAGAUGAUCGAGGAGCUGCUAGAUUCCAACUUCUCCAUGGAGAUCUCCUACUAGUUGCACUGUAAAAGCGUCCCCUUCUGUUCUCAGUUCUCUGCCUCUGCUCUGUUUCAUCUGUCUGUUUCUUCAGCUAGUGAGCUAGUAGUAUUAGCCAUGCCAGGAAGAACUCGAGGUUACUUUGGUCAGACGAGUUUUCGAGCAGACUGUGUAUACGGUAGCAUCGUCAGAGGAUAACAAAGUUGGAUUGGACCCUCUUUUUCUACUAUUA
This is a messenger RNA of Phragmites australis (common reed), 781 nucleotides long. RefSeq names its product ethylene-responsive transcription factor ERF003-like. Gene Ontology annotation, molecular function: DNA-binding transcription factor activity; DNA binding. NCBI's taxonomy places the organism in Eukaryota, Viridiplantae, Streptophyta, Magnoliopsida, Poales, Poaceae. The transcript is spliced from 2 exons. The coding region runs from base 61 to 570 and encodes 169 amino acids. Gene Ontology annotation, biological process: regulation of DNA-templated transcription. The record is from RefSeq and is a predicted model, not a curated record.